AUGGCCCUCCCUGUGCCAAUUGCCAUAUGGAUCGCGUUGAAUGUGUUGUCAGGAAAGAAGAACGGCGGAUACCACCCAGGUUUCGCUGCUGAUAUUCGACUGCAGGAAUGGUCUCCUCAUAGCCAAGCAAUUAGCACGUUUGAUCAAAAGAUGGGAGAUGCUAUCCAGCAAUUGAUAUUUCCUCGCGUCUGUCUCCCAGACUUCAUUAAAGCACUUCCACGAAAUCUGGAACACGAAGAUAUCCGCUAUUUAGCAGCUAAGGGCGCAUUAACAGUGCCAGAUACAGCACUGCAGGUUGAGCUGCUAAAAUCAUACUUGCUGUACGACUUCGACUCCGAGCAUGACCAAGUCUCGGUCGUACAAUCGCUCCUUCUAAUGACCUGCGGAUAUGAGACACCCGACGACCUAAAAAGUCCCUGGCACUGGAUCGGAGUGAGCCUAUCGCUGUCCCGCACCAUUGGACUUAACCUUGACCAAACCAACUCUAGGAUGGAAACUUGGAGGAAACAGCUUUGGAAGCGUGUCUGGUGGAGUACGUACACUCGGGACACUUUUAUUGCGAUUGGCAUGCGGCAACCCAGGCAUGUGAAAGACCAUGAUUACAAUGUACCGUUGUUGACAGUCGACGAUUUUGAGUGUAAGAGAUUUCCUGCCGAAGUGUUGAAUAUGCUCGACGGGUGCGAGGUACUGCAAAACGUUGAAUGCCAGCGACAUAUGGCCUUGAUGUUCGUUCAUAAGUGCAAAUUAUGUCUCACUGUCAGCCGAGACUUGCCCAACCGAAGCUCAAUCUUGAACCAUCAUUUCGGGGGUCGAGCUAAAGUUACUGAGACCCUGAUUCCAAAGAAUUCCCUUUCAGGGAAGUCCCCAGCCAUGCACUGGUAUGACAAACUUGAGAAUUGGAAAGCAAACCUCCCUUGUGAGAUACGAUACAUCUCUCCAGCAGGAACGGAUAUGGCACCUGCUGAGUCCUCAUUACAUCUCCACCGUGCCUUUUUACAGAUGAUCUACCUCAUGACAUUCAGCACUAUAUUUUGGCCAGAGAUGCUUCCUGAAACCCAGCAUUCGACUAUGGCAGCUAGAUUGCAUGAAGACUGGUGGACUAAAGUGCGGUCUGCUGCUGGGAUGAUCAGCACUAUUGCCGAGGACCUCCAUAAACUUGAUCUAAUCCGCUAUCUUCCGACCACUGCUGUUACCGCUCUCCUGCAUGCUACGAUAGUCCUUUUGUUGGACCUCAAGUCAGACGAAUCCAGUACACGGAUAGCCAGCCUACAGCGCUUCUACCAAUGUAUGCGAAUACUGGAUCGGCUUCGUGAACUUCACCCACCGGCUGAUGUCGCUAUCUCUUUUCUUGAAGCCGUCGUCCAUAAAGCCGGUCUUCGACUAAGCAUGCCAGAAGCUGCCAAACCAGGGGUACCGCCAGGGACAAACUGUCCUACAGUCUCGCAGCCGCUGUGUGACAUUUUAGUGCGACAGCUCCUAAACAUGCCUUCCCUUUUGCCCAAUACUGGCUUCCACUGCCAACGAAGGGACAAUGAAGCUUUGAUCAUUAGAGAAAUACAUCCAUAUUUGGACGGUGGUGGCUGGAACUUGGAUUCUAAUGUUCACUACAAUGAGCUUGAGUUGUGGCACGGACUCAACAACUCAUCUGACCAAGUCAACGAUGUCCAGUUUAUGCAAAAUGUCUUUGACGGUCUCUUCGAUACAGAAGCCCGUCUAUUUGCCGGUCAAGAAGGUCUGUUUUUGGAUAGGCCGCACAUCUGA
Messenger RNA from Penicillium arizonense, 1761 nucleotides. Its product is annotated as fungal specific transcription factor domain-containing protein. The coding region runs from base 1 to 1761 and encodes 586 amino acids. Lineage: Eukaryota; Fungi; Ascomycota; Eurotiomycetes; Eurotiales; Aspergillaceae. The transcript has 3 exons. Gene Ontology annotation, biological process: DNA-templated transcription. Gene Ontology annotation, molecular function: zinc ion binding; DNA binding. The record is from RefSeq and is a predicted model, not a curated record.